AUGUCUCGUACUAUAUUGGUCUGCGGCGCAACGGGGAAACAAGGCGGAGCCGUCAUCAACCGCCUCAUCGAACAGAAUGCCGACUUCCAGAUCCUUGCAGUCACGCGGGACGCAAACUCCAGGUCUGCGCAGCAGCUCUUGAAGAAGUCGCCCAACAUCCGACUAGUUCAGGGCAACCUGGCCGAUCCGAGUGCGCUCCUGAAGACCGCCGCGGAAGUAGCCGGGUCCCCAAUCUGGGGCGUCUUCAGCGUUCAGGUCGCCAUGGGCUUCGGGCAGGGCGCAGGCGGCGAGCUGGCUCAAGGCAAAGCUCUCAUCGACGCAUCUCUCAAGGCCGACGUCAGAUUCUUUGUCUACACCUCUGUCGAUAGACACGGCGCGGACAACCCCACCAAGGUCCCCCAUUUCAUCCACAAGCACCAGAUCGAACAGCAUCUCUUCAGCAAGACCAAGGGCACCGAUAUGGAAUGGGUCGUGCUCAGGCCGGUCGCCUUCAUGGAGAACCUCACGGACGACUUCAUGGGGAAGGUCUUCACCACGUCGUGGAAGAUGGCCGUCAAAGAGAAGCCGCUGCAGCUCGUCGCGGUCAGCGACGUUGGCUACUUUGGCGCCGAGGCGUUUCUGCACCCCGAGAAGUACCGGGGCCGUGGGAUCUCGCUCGCCGGGGACGAGUUGACCAUCGAGCAGUUCGCCGCGGUGUUUCAUAAGCAUACCGGCAAGGAGUUGCCUGGCACUUACAGGAUCCUCUGCUGGCUAAUCAUGUCGAUGGUCAAGGACUUUGGGUGGAUGUUCAAGUGGUUCUACGAUGUGGGGUAUGCCGCCGACAUCCAAGAGCUGAGGAGGGAGUAUCCCGGGUUGAAGGAUUUCGAAACCUGGCUGCGGACGGAAAGUAAUUUUGCAAAGUGA
This is a messenger RNA of Colletotrichum higginsianum IMI 349063, 903 nucleotides long. Its product is annotated as NmrA-like family protein. Bases 1 to 903 code for a protein of 300 amino acids. Lineage: Eukaryota; Fungi; Ascomycota; Sordariomycetes; Glomerellales; Glomerellaceae. The transcript is spliced from 2 exons. The record is from RefSeq and is a predicted model, not a curated record.